Petromyzon marinus (sea lamprey) is the source of this 3742-nucleotide messenger RNA. The record is from RefSeq and is a predicted model, not a curated record. Lineage: Eukaryota; Metazoa; Chordata; Hyperoartia; Petromyzontiformes; Petromyzontidae.
UGACCACCCACCCCCUCGUGUACAGUGUUGGCCUUCAUAGUUGCUUGCUUACAGCACUUGCCUCAACAAUUUGUUAAGACUAUAUGAGGGGUCUUUGUGUUUUGUUUGUUGGUGGAUGUUGUGAUGCAGGAGAUGGUGUUGAAGGCAAUGCUUUGUGGUUGCCUUGUCGUCCUCGUGGUUGGCUUGUGGCGAUUGGGAUGGUGUUGAUGCCCUGGUGGUUGUUUCAAUUAUGUGUUGUGUUGGUAGUAGUGGUUGUGAUGCGAUAGUAGCAAUGUUGAUGCUGGUAAAUACGAACGUAAAUUGAGGUCCUUCAAAUUGGUGAAACAAAAACCUGUUUCACAAAGUUUCCAAGUCACAUGUGCAUCUCCUGAACCUACAAAUUAUAAGAAUCAGAAUAUUUACGUAUACUGGAUGAAUCCAAUGAGCUAUACAGCUGUUUUUCACAGAUCUCCAGUUUGGGGGAGGUCAGAACGUUACAACAACAAACAAUACAAAAACACGAUAGGAGUGCAGAGUAUAGGAAAUAUAACAAUUCACUUAUAAAUAUAUACAAAUAAAACAAUUUUUGUUACCUUAUCUUGGCAAACAGCACGUGUAACCUCGUGGUCAUUUUAGAUCCUCAUGCUUUUAUUCACCGACCAAAUGUCGCAAGUCAAAAAGACAUUCUAUCGAUGCCAGUGUUUCAUUGCCCGCAUAUGGAAUAUUCUGAGACUCUCAUCCAUGCCUUCAUUACUUCUCUGUUGGACUACAUUUCAAGUCGCUCCCCUUACGGUUUCCCUGCUGUGGUCAUUUCAAGGUUCAAAACGGUCCAGAAUUCUGCUGCGAGGCUCUUGGGCCGUACUCCAAAAGCCUUUUGAGUGCAGAGGCUUCGGUGCAAUCAAUGCCAGUGAAAGGUUUGGUGUCAUACACAUAGGAUGGGUGUGUGAUGAUUUUGCCAUCGUCACACGUUGGUUCCGGUGGUCGGUCGUUCAGGAGUGGAGCCGGCGAUGGGAAUGUCCGGCUGGAUCCAGCGGAUGCGCGGCGUGAAAAUGACGACAGCCCCCCCUCGGACCAGCGCGACUGCAACCCCUCAAGCACCCGACAUUGUCCACAAAUCUUCAGUCUACAAGACGGUUAUGUUGUCCGUCCUAAGUUCCAUUGGGCUGAUCACCCUGUGUGUUGGUGCAAGGCUUCUAUACUGGCGUUACGUGAGCCUUUCAGCACAGCCUGCAGAUGAUGGUGGCGAAGCCAAUGUCAUGAACAGUGAUGAAGAAGACGCGCCACCAUCACUCUGGAGCGAUAUCUCACGAGUCCUCACGGCAAUUCGCCAAUACAUAAUGCCGCAGCCAAGGGCCGUGGAUGAAGAAGGUGAAGACGUUGCACCAGGCGGGUGGUUUAUGGAGAUUCUAACUACCUUGGUGCAAAGCUUGAAGCCUGAGCCAGGGACCAGCAGCAGCACAGAUGGCAAUGGUGAUGCCCACAAAAAGUCGCACCAUAAGGCGAAGAACCUGAAGACAGGCAAAAAGAAGGAAAAGUUCAAGAAAUUCCUGGCAAAUAAGAGAACGCAAGUGAAGAAACUGCACAGCAAAUUCAAGGCGACUUUCAAGAAGAAAAUGCCAAAAUUUAAAUUUAGGAGGAAGCGCAAAUAGUCGUGGACAGUGACUACCUUUCCUUGACAACCCCUCCCCGCUCCUCCUCUUCACUCCGAACAUUUAUGAAUUAACAUGAUCACAUCUCUCGUCAUAUCGCAUUGCCUGCUCCCUACUUCAACCCUUCACAAAGUUUAAUGAUUCCUCGUUUAGCCCAAAACAGAUUGUUUGGGCAAGGCCGGCAUAGUGGUCACGCCCGGCUGCCUUUGUUUCCCGAGUGACGAUCUUUUUGCAUUCACCAUGUCCUCAUUUGAGUUUGAGUCAACCCACAGGAGACCCACCUGUUUUGUUACCAGAACAAAGGGGAAAACACAUUUUCAUACUUCAACCCACAUGCACACAUAUAACACAGAGAUCCCCUGUAUAGCCUUAGACUGUUCGGGCAAGUGCUGUUAGCGCCGGUCCCCGACCACCUCUCCUGCCUGUCCCGCGCCAUGUGGGCAUUUCUACUUGGUGGCCUGGCUGCCGGCGGUUGCCCACCGGGCAUCGCCGGCACCGAGCGACUUCCGCGCCAUCCCUCGAAACCGUUGGGCCGCUCCGUCACCCGCGUCUGGCGGCUCCUUUUCCGGGCCACUUGGCUGCCAAGGCAUCGGCAGCCCCGGGACAUCGGGGCUUUGUGCGGUCCGAAGGAUGGAAGGUCGAGCUCCGGGCCGGGGGAGUCUUCACCAUAUCAGCAUGCCGGGCACGGAGGGAAGCUUCGCGUCCGUGGAAAGCAAGCCGGGCCGAGGCUGCGGGUUCUUCCUUGUCGCGGGCCCCGGCCAGGACUCCACUGCUGCACUGCGUGGACAUUGCGGAACUCGUCGGUGGUGUGGGGGGCUCCAUCGCCGUGGGCCCCUUCUCCCUCCUGGCUCCAGCCCCUCGCCCCGCCCCCCUUUGUCUUUCCAAUGCAAUUUUGGCCAACUACCUUUCAAUGUAUCUUUUCAAAUGAUUGUUAUGCUAGGUACAAUUGUAUAAUUGCUGUACAGCGCCUUGUUAAAGGCACUAUGUAAAUAUCAUUAAGAUAAGAUGCACACUUGCGCAAAUGCUGAUAUACAUGUAACAUGAAAAAGCUAAUUUUAUUUGCAAUGUAUUUACAAUGUCAUGUUGCUUCUGUUGAACAAUGCAAUAUUCACAUGUACAUAUAUGAUUCUGCAGCUUCACACGUGGUCACUCCUGCGAAUGAUCUGUUUAAUUCCCAGCCAGUUCCGUCAACCCAGGCUUGGCUCAGAGCUCACAUCCUCCUCACUCGAGCUUUUUUUACUGCUUGUAGUGCAUUGCGCAUUGGGAUCCUAGGAUGGAAUGCGCAUUAUAAAUUUUAAUUAUUUUUUUAGAUUAGAGGAAUCUGAUGAGAUACGAAGCUCUUUUUCACAUGUCCAGUAGGGGUGGGUCAAGGCCCUGGUUUCAAUACUGGUAAUAGAAAACAGCACUUGAGUUUGUACUUCCUACCUUGGGGCCACUUCUCCUCACCACUGGUUUCUGAGUCAUCGAGUGGCCCAUCACUACGAUGCUGAAUUGACACCAAGUGCUCUGAUGCUCAAUGUUGGCCCCACUCAAGCUAUUGGGGCUAACAAUCCACCACCCUGGAUAUUCCAUUCACAAUAGUAAUUUGGGGUUGACAAUCCAAGGUUCAAUUAUUUGUUAAAUAUUGCCUUGAAUGAUUUCCGCUCGUGGCUGCAAGUCUAAUACCCGUAUGACUUGUUUCCAUGCAUCAGCAAUAUCACCCUCCAUGGUCAUUCCACUGCUGGAUAAAGACCUCCCGAAGCCAUAUUAAUAUUUCAUGAUCCCCACCGGAGGGCCACUAGAGUGAAGCUGGACCGUACGCUAACAUUCCAUGACAAACUCAAAAAGGUAGCCUCCAAGACCAAAACAAGGGUCAACCUGGUCCAGAAACUGCCAAGCACACGCUGGGCAGCAUCAGCACCAGUGCUGCGGACUAUCAGCGAUGGCCCUUGUGUGCUCUGUAGCCGAAUACUGUUCACCAGUAUGGACCAAAAGUAGUCACCACUCGACUUGUUCAUGUCAAACUGAACACUGCAAUGCAGUGGAUCACUGGAACCCUCAAGUCAACACCAACACCCUUGGCUCCCCGUGCUGUUACACAUCUCUCCCCCACCCAUCCGCUGCAACACUGCAAA